CUCCACUCCACUCCACAUUAUAAACACAAGAGUUUGUGUUGUGAAAGUGAUCACUCAACUACCUACUCACUCCUAAAACUCCCAAGGGGCACAGAGAGAGCUAGCUAGAAAGGGCUACCUCUGGCUACUCCCCUGCUGCUCUCAUCAACCUACAAACAUGGUCUCUUCAGACUCUCUAACACAACACUAUUAACAGCAGCAGGAGAAUCAGCCGGAGAAAAGGAAAGAGGGCGGCGGAGGAGGAGGGGAUCCCAGCGGCCGGCGAGCCAAAUGGUGGUACUCAACCUUCCAUGUUAUCACCGCCAUUAUUGGUGCUGGAGUUCUCAGCCUCCCUUCCGCCAUGGCUUACUUGGGCUGGGGACCAGGGACGAUGGUGCUAGUGGCAUCAUGGUGCCUGACGUUGAACACAAUGUGGCAGAUGAUCCAGCUCCACGAAUGCAUCCCGGGGACUCGAUUCGAUCGGUACAUAGACCUCGGCAGGCAUGCCUUUGGCGAGAAGCUGGGGCCAUGGAUUGUCCUGCCUCAGCAGCUGAUUGUUCAGGUUGGUUGCGACAUCGUGUACAUGGUGACCGGUGGCAAGUGUCUGAAGAAGUUCAUGGAGAUUGCUUGCACCAGUUGCAAACCAAUCAAGCUGUCCUACUGGAUGGUCAUGUUUGGAGGGAUUCACUUCUUCCUGGCUCAGCUGCCGAACUUCAACUCUGUUGCUGGUGUCUCUCUGGCCGCUGCAGUUAUGUCCAUCUCCUACUCAACCAUAGCGUGGGUGGGGUGCCUGAGCCACGGGAGGGCAGCGGACGUGACGUACGGCUACAAGCAGAGCAGCCCAGCGGGCUCGAUGUUCAGAGUGUUCAACGCUCUGGGCCAGAGCUCGUUCGCAUUCGCGGGCCAUGCGGUUUUGUUGGAGAUCCAGGCCACCAUCCCUUCGACACCAGAAAGGCCUUCCACCGUGCCCAUGUGGAAGGGCGUGAUGGUGGCCUAUUUCGUGAAGGCCCUCUGCUACUUCCCCGUGGCGAUGAUGGGCUACUGGGCCUUCGGGCAGGCUGUGCAGGACAAUGUCCUGCUCGACCUCCAGAGGCCUGCUUGGCUCAUUGCCUCUGCCAACCUUAUGGUUGUCGUUAAUGUCAUUGGCAGCUAUCAGGUAUAUGCUAUGCCAGUUUUCGAUAUGCUGGAGAGGAUGAUGGUGAAGAAAUGGAACUUCUCUCAGGGGUUGCCUCUUAGACUUGUAGUCCGAUCUGCAUAUGUUGGUCAGUAAUGGUCCAAUAUAUAGUACAAAUUAAAUGGACUGUAAUUAUCAUGAAUUAAUUAUUUGAUGCAUGGACAGCGUUUACACUGUUUGUUGGAGUCACGUUCCCGUUCUUCGGCGACCUGCUUGGCUUCUUCGGUGGAUUUGGUUUUGCUCCAACUUCAUUCUUCCUCCCAAGCAUAAUGUGGUUGAUCCUCAAGAAGCCUAAAAGGUUCAGCCCCAAGUGGUUUGUCAAUUGGGUUUCGAUCGUGAUUGGAGUGUUUGUUAUGCUGGCAUCUACAAUUGGUGGAUUUCGUAACAUUAUCACUGAUUCCUCCGAUUAUAAGUUCUAUACUUGAGAAAGAAACAAGAAGAAGGAAGAAGUUUUUUGACGAAGAAGAAGGAAGAAGUUAAAAAGAUUAAGCAGAAUUUUAUUUUGAGAAAGUUCUGAAUUUGAUUACACAAUUUCACCUCCGUAUGUGUACUUUUGGCGCCAGUUCUCUUAGACCAGACCAACCAAUCAAGUUUUUGCAAUCACUGAUAUCCUUUGAUCUCAAUCGCCACAAACCAGAUAAUUGGUCCACAGGCAAACUUUCCAAAGAUGUGCAGUGACUCAGAUCUAGGACUUCCAAGGACUUCAAACCAGCAAGGCCCUCGAUCUCCCGCAGAUUAGGAACAGAACUAACAGUUAACCCCUUCAACUUUCCCAGCCUUGACAGGGAAGGUAGUCUCCUUAUUGAGGGCAAGGAAGACAAAUGCAGUUGAACCAACUCUUCCAUAGACUCAAGCCCGUCCAGCCUUAAUUCCGUGUCUGCAUUAUCCAUUCCCCUGAGAUACAAGUUUGUGAGACAUGGGAACAUUAACAGCUGAAGCUUCCGGCAGAGAACCUGCAGCAGCAGAGUAUUUCCGAAGAUGUGGAGAUAUCUCAGAGAGUUGAGUACCACCAAUCCUAAUCGACAGUCAUCAUCAAGGUCGUGAAAUGGUAGUGACGUGAGAAGAAAGC
This is a messenger RNA of Linum tenue, 2222 nucleotides long. The record is from the annotation of a GenBank genome assembly. Lineage: Eukaryota; Viridiplantae; Streptophyta; Magnoliopsida; Malpighiales; Linaceae.